AUGGCCCACCUGCGCGACCUCCCUGUCACACACUACAUCAAAAACUGCCUCUUCAUGCACGAAGAAAGUGUUAAAAUUUGGCAUAUGACUACUUCCGAUGGGGGUCGGUCUUUCUCGCCGGAGAGCGAAACGUUAUGGUUUGCGAGCGAUUCGGUUACGCACGUUAUCCAUCGUGUGUGCACCCUAGCAAUAGCGGCGGACAGGGAAGUGUAUAGGGUUAGCAUCGGUCAGAGGACGUACAAAUUCUUUGUGCUCGAUGUGAGAGAUAGAGUCCCGACAGUGAUAUUACCGAGAGCCGAUCUCACUGUCAGGGACUACAUUGAGGAAGGGUUCGAUGGAGAGGUUAUAACGUGGAUUAGGCCGCAUGGAGAAGAGAUCGCGUUGGCCCCACCGUCAAUUCCCCCUGCUGGAGAGAAGCAGACACCUGAUAUGACCCCUGCCCUUGUGAAUAGUGCAGCACGCACAAUCCACCAAUACACCAGCUCCACCAAGCGAGGAUGCGAAGAAUCAGAGGCCCCCGCUCAUCUAGAGGCGAGGCAGGAAGAUUUCGGGGCAUAUGAGGGAGAUUUUCUUGAUAAUGAGGAUGAAGGAGCAUGCAUAUAUGCCGGUACUGACCCACAUGCACUGCCCAGCAUGUUCCCAUCACCCUCGCGGCUUGACGACGACAAUGCAUCCACCCUAGAUGACAAUGCAUCCACUCUAGAUGACAAUGCAUCUCUCUUAGACAACGACGACGCUGGUCAUUUCUCUCGCUCUGGUACUUGCUCACUUGCUCCAUUGGCAUCUGACUCAGAUUUAGACCCCCGUGGGCUUCUUGGCACUCCAGAGCCCACUCUAUCCCUUUCUGAAAAUGAGGAGCCAAUACCCAAGCUCGAAAAUGACCCUCAGUAUCAGACUAGCAGGGAACUAUUCGAGUGUCUCUUAGACUCAGGCUUGGAGCAUCUCAACGAUGACGACUCAAACCCCCCGGCAUUCGACGAAGAUCCUGCCAUUUGCAAUGCCUACAUCAUGGCAUAUCUCCUUGCUGCAUGUCAUGGAUCCAUGCAAGAAGCCAUAAAGGCCUACUUGGAUGCUGAGCACGAGACGCUACUGUCUAUGUGA
Molecule: messenger RNA, 1101 nt
Organism: Heterobasidion irregulare TC 32-1
Lineage: Eukaryota; Fungi; Basidiomycota; Agaricomycetes; Russulales; Bondarzewiaceae
Exons: 5
Coding region: 1-1101 (366 amino acids)
Source: RefSeq, a predicted model, not a curated record